This is a messenger RNA of Pedinophyceae sp. YPF-701, 1581 nucleotides long. The record is from the annotation of a GenBank genome assembly. NCBI's taxonomy places the organism in Eukaryota, Viridiplantae, Chlorophyta, Pedinophyceae.
AUGGAGUUCGUCCUCCCUGAGGUCCAGGACAACCCCGAGGGGUGGGGGCCGUGCACCGUGCCCGAGCACCUGAAGGACGUGCCCUACGCGCCGUACGGGAAGGGCGACAGGCUCGGGCGCGCGGCGGACUGGACCUCCUCGGGGUCCAAGUACUCCCGGAACUACCACAACCAGAGUCAGGUCAACGCGGUCUUCAAUUUCUUCAACACUGAUGACAACACCUUCCAACUCGUCGACACCGGUGCGCACAAGGCGCGUGGGCCGGGUGGCGGGCGCGGAGGGCGCGGAGGGCGGUUCCAGAACCAGGGUCGCGGCGCCUGGGGCCGCGGCAACCGCGACGGCGGCCGCGGGGGCGACGCUCAUGGCCGCGGCGGGCACCACCACGACGGGCCCCGGCAGGCCCCCAAGCGCCAGCAGCGCCGCCCCUUCUUCAACGACCGCAACCAGCCCAAGGUCACCUACUCGCCCUCGGUCGAGAUCUCCGCGGACUGGACCCUCAUGGAGACGCUCCAGGUCCCGCUCCUGUCCAAGCUCCGCCACGAGCCGCCGACGACGUGCGACGACCUCUACUCGGCCGGCGCGGUCGGCAAGUGGGACCGCGCGAACGACCGCGUCACAGCGCGCCUCGAGAUGGUGCUGCGCAAGUCCGAGGGCGUCUCCCCGCCCCCGUCCACCUCGAACGACCCCAUCAUGCAGCAGCUGGCCAAGGACGGCGAGGGCGACGUGUUCAUCACCGACGCCCUCCUGUCCGCGCUCAUGUGCGCCACGCGCGCCGUCUACCCCUGGGACCUCGUCGUCACCAAGCGCGGCGACGCGCUCUUCUUCGACCGCCGCCACGGGUCCCACUUGGACCGCGCCACGGCGCACGAGACCGCGCCCGACCCCGUGGAGGAGGAGGCCGGCAACGUGAACGCGCUCCCGGCGCUGAACGAGGAGGCCACGCGCGUGUGCGACGACCUGCGCCACCACACGACGGCCGACGGCGAGCCCGUGCCGCUGCCGGCGACGUGCAAGACGGGGGCCGAUCCGUUCGACGGGGCGUGCGGGCGGCGCGGGUUCCGGUACCGCCGCUUCGAGCUCUCGGACGGCACGCGGCUCGUGGUGCGGUGCAGCGUCGACGGCGUGCAGACCAAGGGCAACGACCUGCAGACCCUGGCGCUGUACGCGCUGCCCGAGUACUCCCCCAAGGGCCCGGGGGACUGGCGGCGGCGCGUGGAGACGCAGCGCGGCGCGGUGCUGGCCACGGAGAUCAAGAACAACACCGCGAAGGUCGCGCGGUGGGCCACGCAGGCGCUGCUCGCCGGCGUGGACCUGAUCAAGUUUGGCUACGUGACGCGGCGGUCGAUGAAGGACCCGUCGACGCACGUGCUGCUCGCGACGCAGCCGAUCAAGCCGUCGGACCUGGCGCAGCAGAUCGCGCUGCGCAUGGAGAUCGGGUGGGGCAUUGCCAGCGCCUUUGUCAAGAUGUUCACGGGACUCAAGGGCGGGCGGCAUUUGAUCGCCAAGGACCCCGCGAACCCCGUGCUGCGCGUGUUCGAGGUGCCCGCGGGCACGUUCGCGGACGACGGCAUCCCGGCGUAG